AAUAUGCUAUUGAUUCAGUCACGACGUUCGAAGAAAAAUGAUGAAGAAUUCAUGUGUUGCCAAUAAGAUCCUUCGUUCUGUAUCUGCUUGACGCGUUGCAACUUUCAUUGUCCACCAGGUGACAGUGAUAUUGUUCGUGAGUUAUUUUUUAAGGAAUUAGUCGAAUAUCACGACAGGGAUACGACCAGUAAUGUUACGUCAGUGGAAAGACUGAAAGAACAUUGAGGUACUACCAUUCUCGCGAGCUGAACAAAUUAAUACCUCACAUAUCUUCGAGUUGAUGAAUGGAUAUGUUACAGGAUGGAAGAGAUGAAUGAUACGUUGGGAUGUUCUACCGGUUUCCGAUAAUGUUAGUGCUAGAUUUAGGAUGCUGUGGAUGUUGAUGUGCUGAGUUUUUCGUGAAAGUGUGUUUUUGUUUUUUCGGUUGGAAAUAUAGCCACGACAACUUUUCCCGAUUUCUGUAAGAUACAAUCUAAAUACUCAACAGUAUGAUUGGUAGUUCAUGCUAUGUUUUCAUUUCAAUAUUCAUUGGAUUACAAUUCCAUGAGAGCAGUGCAAUAUAUAAUAAUGGAAUAUGGAAAAAUGGCAUCUCUAAUGAAAAACUUACUAAAGUUCAACUCACACAAAAAGGAUAUAUUCAGUUUCUGCGAUAUACGGAAAAUGUACCUUCCAUAACAGAAUACACCUUUUGUAUUUGGAUGAAGAGUUAUGAUUUAUCUCAUGCUCAUCCCCUUUUAUCAUAUUCUAGAAAUGAGAAAGAGCGUCUAAUAAGAGUCUGGAUUUCCCCUGGUGGGAAGUCCCUGAAUCUCGAACUUCAUGGCGUUCCUGUCUUUGAAAUUCCCACGCAAUUCAGGGAACAUCGAUGGUAUCAUGUUUGCCAAUCGUGGGAUUCUUCGUCGGCCACUUGGGAAGUUUUCAUCAAUGAUAAGAGACUUAAAGGACGUGCUCCAAGGUUGACCGGGCUGAUCAUCAAAGCAGGAGGUGACAUCGUUAUCGCUCAAGAGUAUACCGAUUUCAACAAGGGCCUGGAGGACGGCGUCGAAGGCGAGAUUUUCGGGUUCAAUUUCGUCCUUUCGGCCACUUCAAAGAUCCAAAGAUAUUCCAGAUAUUCGAUGCCUAUACGCGCCUUCGAAGGAUAUCGCAAGCGCCGAUCAGUUUCGACGCCAGGAUCCAACAGAUAUCUUCCCCCUCCACCACAUUCCAUACCAAACGGGAUUUUCGACGCGUUCGCCCCUAAUUCCCCGCCACUGUGGGCGGCCGCGUAUUUCUCACCGGUGAAAAACAAUAAAUUCGCAAUAAAAACCCGCACACCUAUUAAUCCAGGGAGAACCGUCAGGAUUAAUCCUGGAAAUGAAUUGUUCGCGUUCCAGACGUAUCCAGGUACGAACGAUGUGUUCGGGAGUGAAAACCACAAAUCAACGGGGAUGAUUCUGGUUGAGAUGAGUAGGAACUGUAGGAUUGGAAAGGGGGCUCCUCUUAGAGGAGAGAAAGUGUUGGUGAAUUGGAGGGAGACGAAAGUGAGGGUGUUCGGUGGUGCCAUAUUGAAACAAGUUGAGCCAUUCUGUUGAAAAUGGAGAACGUAUGGUUAGAGCCUGAAAAAAUCAUGACGAAAC
Molecule: messenger RNA, 1613 nt
Organism: Harmonia axyridis
Lineage: Eukaryota; Metazoa; Arthropoda; Insecta; Coleoptera; Coccinellidae
Exons: 5
Coding region: 489-1568 (359 amino acids)
Source: RefSeq, a predicted model, not a curated record